AUGGUCAGGAUGACACAGAAGCACAGCCUAGAGGGCCAGGUGUACUCAGUGCCUCUCAUCCAACCAGACCUGAGGAGAGAGGAGGCUGUCCAUCAAAUAGCAGAUGCAUUACUUUACUUGGAAACCAUCUCUACAGAUAUUUUCAGAAGGGUGUCUGAGAGUGUGGAGAAGAACCGCCGCCAGCUGCAGAGCAUCACUGACCGGAUCAGACUAGCUCAGGCCCGUGUCGACAAGAUCAAAGGCAGUAAGAAGGCCACCAAGGUUUUUUCCAGUGCAAAGUACCCGGCUCCAGAUCGACUUCAGGACUACUCAUCUAUCUUUACUGGGGCUGCAGACCCCUCCUCACAAAUCCGCCCCCGACACAAGAUACAGAACAAACUUCGGCCCUUUGAUGAGAAGGCCUUGCAGGAGAAGUUAAUGUAUUUCCCAGUGUGUGUAGGCAAUAAGAAGAAAUCUGAGGACGAGACGGAGGAGGGGCUGGGGAGUCUGCCACGCAACAUCUCAUCUGUCAGCUCCCUGUUGCUCUUUAAUACCACAGAGAACCUAUAUAAGAAGUACGUGUUCCUGGAUCCUUUGGCGGGAGCAGUGACUAAAACACACACAACACUAGAGACUGAAAAAGAAGAGAAACCAUUUGACGCUCCAUUGUCCAUUACAAAGAGAGAACAACUAGAAAGACAGACAGCAGAGAGUUAUUUCUAUGUGCCAGACCUGGGCGAGGUGCCCGAGAUAGAUGUGCCGUCCUACUUGCCCGAUCUGCCAGGCAUUGCAGACGACCUGUCCUACAGCGCAGACCUUGGGCCUGGCUUUGCCCCAUCAGGACCCACACACAACAUCCCUGAGCUGCCCUCCUUCUCUGAGGAGAGCAACGUACCAGGAUCACAGCUCCAGCCUAAUGCGACACUUCCCCCGCCACCUCCGCCUCCUCCUCCUCCUCCUCCCCCUGAGCCUGCCCUCGCUUCUGCAACUCCUGCAGGAGCUCCCCCCCCUCCACCGCCUCCACCCCCUCCUCCUGUUGACAGCCCUGCAGAAGUCUCUCGAGCGCCAGCUUCAGGUCCUGUGUCUGGUGCUCCCAAUGAGGUGGUCCAGCCGUCCGACAGCCGUGCCAGUCUGCUGGAGUCCAUCCGCAACGCCGGAGGCAUCGGCAAGGCCAAGUUACGCAACGUUAAAGAGCGCAAGAUGGAGAAGAAGAAACAAAAGGAACAAGAGCAAGCAGUGGGAGCAGCAUCUAGUGGUGGAGACUUCAUGUCUGAUCUCUUUAAUAAACUCGCCAUGCGAAGGAAAGGUAUAUCCGGUAAGGGUCCAGCAGGUGGGGAGUCAGGUGACACUCCCGCUGGUACCGGCGGCGCAUUUGCCAGGAUGUCAGAUGUCAUUCCACCACUUCCUGCCCCGCAGUCGACAACAGAUGACGAUGACUGGGAAGCAUAACACGAUGGACGACGAACACUCGAAGCAGUGAAGUAAAAUGGGCAGUAAUUUUCCUCAUAUUGCCAGUUCUAAUAAGUGCAUUGAUUUAUUGAAGUAGUUGAACAAAACAUUACUUAAACUCAAAUGAUAAAACAAUUUAUUGAUAUCAUAUUCAUUGUAAAACAUAUUUUCAUGAAAUUAAACAAGCAGAUACUCACUGAGAUCACAGAAACAUUCUACUAAGAUUUUCCUAUUAAAUAAAACUCAUUUUUGCAUUACAUAACACUGAA
Molecule: messenger RNA, 1697 nt
Organism: Lates calcarifer (barramundi perch)
Lineage: Eukaryota; Metazoa; Chordata; Actinopteri; Centropomidae
Gene: wash1
Product: WAS protein family homolog 1
Biological process (GO): retrograde transport, endosome to Golgi; Arp2/3 complex-mediated actin nucleation; endocytic recycling
Cellular component (GO): early endosome; recycling endosome; WASH complex
Molecular function (GO): alpha-tubulin binding; gamma-tubulin binding
Source: RefSeq, a predicted model, not a curated record